Molecule: messenger RNA, 1176 nt
Organism: Sardina pilchardus (European sardine)
Lineage: Eukaryota; Metazoa; Chordata; Actinopteri; Clupeiformes; Clupeidae
Gene: ccdc172
Product: coiled-coil domain containing 172
Exons: 8
Coding region: 148-963 (271 amino acids)
Cellular component (GO): cytoplasm
Source: RefSeq, a predicted model, not a curated record
GCGUCGCAACGUAACGCACACGGACCGACCGACCCCUUGUCGACCAUUCACACGACGUAUCACGCGCAGACUUCCUAGUCCCACAUUACUCAGUCAUCUUGCUUUACAGGCAGGUUGGGACGAGUUUAACGUUACUUGCGUCUUCACAUGACUCAGUAUUUUACAAAUAUGAGCUUGGACACACUAUUUAGGCAAAUUAUUUUAACAGAGCUGCAUGUAUCAGUGAACUGCCGCCAGCUACUAGAAGCAAAAAGUGCCAUUGCAACAUAUUCUGAACAGGUUAAAACACACAGAGAGCAACUGAAAUGCCUUGAGGAUGAACUACAUCAGGAGGGUCUUUUUCUUUCUGAGAUGAUUCUGCAGUAUGACCUUUUGAAAAAGAAGCGAGAGCACCUAGAAAACAGAAGUGAUGAGCUUCAGCAACAUCAACAGAGGCUCAGAGAUGAUCAGGAGACACAGAAGAAUUGGGACGUGGAACAACAAAAGAAGUUUAUGGCGGAAACUAAGGCUUUCAAUUGUGAUUAUUGCCUCCUCCGCCACAGACACACUAUUGUCUAUCGUCAGGCCAGUGCUGAAAUGCUGAGGCUCAUGCAAGAAGCAGCCAUCUUAAGUAAAGAAAUGCAGUGUAUGACCCAAACAAAUGCACAUAUGAAUUUGAAGCAAGAAAAGAAAACGGUCCUUCAGUCACAUUUGACACAACUGGAGAUUCAACAUGGAGAGCUGGAGUCUGAAGCUGAAGAGGCAGCAUCUCUGACCAGCUCUUUGAAAGUGGAGAGAGCAACAGUUACCAAGAAACCUGCUUUAGACAAACUUUGCCUAAGGCUGAAGGACGAGGUGGGUAUAUUUAAGGAGGGAAAUCUUGAACUUAAGCAUCAAAUGCUCUCAGCUACAAUUCAGCUUCUGCAAAAGGGAAAACGUGGAGGAGUUUGGUCGCUUCUAACGGUUCAUCUGUUUGGAUCUUAAGGAAUACAUUGAGCUAAGCUAAGUGCUAACCAAAUGGCGCCGCCCGCCAGGGCGCUUGAGUGCACGCAUUGAGACGCGAGAGGUAUGUAUCAACUCGUCUUACUUAAGCGGAUAACAUAGUUUAAUAUGAAAAAACGGUGAAGUGUUCCUUUAAGUUGCGGUUUCAUGUUUACAACACUCUUCGAGUCACACCGUGACGGUAAAAUGUAAUUU